CCGUUGCUAAAAAGCUAAAUGAGCUGAGCUGAUUUAUGUUCAUUGAAACUUUGAAAUUUGGACUCGAAAAUGUUUUGAUUUGACAGUUUGACAGAACAGUGUUUGUUUGUUCAUAGUUCGAUUUACAAUAGUCACGGAAUUUAAGUUCGUGUUGAAUUUGGAUUUAAGACCAAUCCCAUUUAAAUGUAACUGCUUUGAUCAGUCUGGCUGCAGUUCAGUCAAAGCAUCACUGGAUAAUGUUUAAUUUCCUGUUGUCUGGAGUCCAGUCGAGAAAAAAGUGAUUGUUCAAACUUCACACACACACACACACGCACGUGUGUGUGUGUGUGUGUGUGUUCUAUAAAUAACCUGUGUGUGUGUGUGUGUGUGGACAGGGGGCGGGUGUAAGGGAGCGGACUUCAUGUGAAAAAGGAAAAGAAAAAAAAUUAAAGAAAAUAAAGCACAGGAAAGGAAAUGUGGCGUUCACGGACCUGCGCUCUGUAAAUGUGGAUUUAAGUGAAACCAGAUGGUUAGAGUUGCUGGUUCCGCCUGCCAGGCUCCUCCAGGACUCCUCCAGACUCCAGGACUCCGCUGAAACACACGGAUGCUUGUUUUUUUCUAGCAGACGGAACCGUUCCUCAGACCAAAGCUGUGGCUCUUUAUCGCGUUAGCAGAGAUUUUUAUCUUCUUUUGUGAAGUUUCCCCCAAUUCUCCUGACGGACCCGUUAUUUUCCCCCUUUACUAUCAGAGUCUGGAUCAGCUGACGCGACGUGGUUUUCUAGCGCACAAGAAUCAAACUCGUCUAGUUCGGACCCAGAAGGAUGGAGUCUCUAUGAGGAUUCUGGAGUUUUUUUAUGUUUUACUUUAAAAAUGCAUUUUGAGAAAGAGGCGUAAUUAAAGCGACCGACGCUUUGACGUGCACGGAAUACGCUUCGAAAACAGUAGCAUUUAACGUUGAACCAGCCGCUGGUGGAACUCUCUCGUACUUUUUAGUCUAACGAAGACUUUUUACUUACACCUGUGUAUUCGGCGUAUUUAUUACCGCUGUAGAUGAUGUUUAUGUCUGUUUUUCAUUGCAUGCGCCUCCACUUUCCUGUCAGGUCAGGACACCAGAGUCUCCGUUGGAGGUGAGCUCGUUUUAAAGUUUUAUUCGCUUCUUUAACAUUUUUCUUUUUACACACACGAGUUAAUAUAUUUCUUAAUAGUUUAUUCUGGUACAAAGCGCAUUCGUUACAAAAUAAUUAAUGAAAACAUUCUAUUUAAACUCCUAGCGGAAUUGCGCCUGUCCCAUCACGUCACCAUACUCCAUUAAAGAAACGCUCGUUUUAACUUUUGAAUGUCUUCUGACGUUACAUUUUUAUUCUUAUCCAAUUUUCAGUACGGUUCUACCAUCACUCGUGAACAGACUGGUUCUUCGGCGUUGCUGGUUUUUAGUCAUAAUGAACUUUAUAGCCUGGUCCAGUCUGACAACUCUGUUCCAGAGAGCUUAGCGUUAGGUUCCGUCAGGGAAGAGUGCGUUUUCAAGUUUGAACCUUUUGAUGAAAGUUUACAUGACAACGUCCCUGCCAACUCACAUGGAGCCGUUCCUGAAAUUCGGAUUGAACGUUAUAUGUUGUACUGAAUAAGACAUGGAACUUUGAAGUGAGUUUUUCCUGCCAGUAAACUUCGCCCAAUGAAGAUGAAGAGGAGGUUCUGCGGAGGAACAGCGGGGUAGUAAAGAGCAGUGACCAUGCGUGGCCUCUUGCCUUCAGCCAGCGGCCUCCUUCUGAUGCUGCUGCGCCGCCGCUCCUGCUCCGGACCUCCGCUGCUGCUGUUGCUCGCCAUCGCGGUGUGUUGUCUCUUCUACCAGACCGUAAUGGUCGCCCGUAACCGGCUCCGCUCCACAACGCACCCGGCUGCCGAGCUCCAGGGUUGGAAACAAUCUCGUGACGUCAUGAUGGAGGAGACCAGGAGGUUGAUCUCUGACCUGGAGGCUGCACACAGAAAAAGAGAUGCUCAGUCCUGGUCUCAGAAAACUCCACAUCGGCGACAGCGGCGGCGGGCCGUGGUUCUGUCAGGUCAACACCAGGUCUCUGACACCCAGGUCCAAGUGUACCAGCAGGUCCUGGAGCAGUUGGACUACGAGGUCCACAUGUCCACAUAUGCAGAGACCAGCAGCGUCCUCCGACCACAGCAAGGAAGUGGGUGGAACCUGUUGCUGUGUCUCAGCAGUGCCGAGCACAGUUGUCUCAGAAGAAUGUCCUUCCUUCACCUGCAGAGACAUCAGAGGGUCAACCUGAUUCCAGAGCUGAUGGAUGCCUUCUCUGAUGUUGGUGGUGGUCUCUGUCUCCUGUUCGCUCGUCUCCAUCUGACGGAUUUACCCAUGAGGCCAUUCUCCUGUGCAUCAUCCAAUGAGAGGCUGCCAUUUACUGAUGACAGAGCUCCACCUCCUGGCCUGGUUGCCAUCAUUAAUGUUUAUGUCCUGGUGACAUCACUCCAGCCACUGACAUCAUUCCUGCAUGACAUCAUUGUUGUAACGACCAAUCACGAGGCAAGAGGAAGACCCACGAAGCUGAGCCAUUUCCUGCCGCAGCAGCUGGGACCAGAAAACUCCCAUCAGGUUUUGAAGCAGAUAAAGAAAGUGAUUGGUGAAGUGCUGCAAAAAGUUGCAACCGAUGACAAGAAAAGACAGACUGACAGGUGUGUGAAGUGUUACCAGCUGCUCACCUUCACUCUGCUCUUCACUGGUUCCAUCUUUCCUGAGAUCAUCCAGGUGGACACGGACUUGACCUUUGACUCCCUAAAGGAUGAGACGUUUGAGGCAGAGAUAAACAGAGACCUGAUCCUGGAGGACACACUGAACUUCCUGCCGAGGUCAGAGCCUCACCUGUCCUCAGAGACAGAGACAGAGACAAAGGGAGGACAGUACAUCAGCUGCACAGAUUCACUUCCUGUGUGUUUGUCCGACGACGACUUUCUUCUUCUUCUGCAGUUCCACAGACAGAUGACCGCGGCUUCUUCUUUCCACCUGCUUUAUCCCAGCACCACCUGCUCCUCUCCCACCUCCUCCUCCCCCUCCUCCCUGUCUGACCUCCUCGUUCGUGUCAGUUGUUACUACAACAACCAGCGGGGUUUCAACUCCAGAACUGAUGAAAACAAUUCUUCCACCAAUCAGGAGUCAGCUUUGUCCCCACAGGGCGGAGCUUCAGGUCUUUGUGCGGACCCCCACCUCAGACAGAUCUAUACUCACCCCGGGCUCUCCUUGACGCCGCCCUUCAGUCGACUGGUGAAGGAGUACCGUGCUGAAGUGACCUUUGACACGGUAACAAUCCGGAUCCGGCCCGUGCCCGUCAGUUCGGGUUGUCAGGUCCAUCUGGACGAGCACCGGGGACCCAGGAUGGUCAACUACCCUCUGGGCCUCGGGUCCAGCAGGAUCAACAUCCUGGUGACAGACGACAGCGAUCCAGAACCUGAAGUCCUGACCGUCUACACUGUGCACGUGAGCCGGGAGAACCGACCCAGUCUUCCGAUGUUCUCGGAUCACGUGACCUGCAGCUUCCUACAGGACUGUGGACUCCUGGUCCGACCGAAUCAGUCCUGUGGUCUUCAGUCCCACGUCCCAUCGCCAGGUCCACGUCAGAGCUGCAGCUCAGGACAUGAACCAGGUCGUUGGAUAGUUCCGUGUCUCAGUUGCUCUGACAACAGGACCUGUGAUUGGAGGGAGGUCUCCUGGCAGCCGGACAGCUGUUACCACCCGUUAGUGGACCGUCCUCUGCUGCAGGACUGCAUGAAGGACAGGAAGCUGCUCUUCAUUGGAGACUCCACCAACCGGGGGAUGAUGUACUUCCUGAUGGAGCGCGUCAAUGUGUCUCUGGUGGACUGGGGGAAGGCCCACGACACGCUGGUCUACCACAACUUGAACAAUGGACGGACUCAGGUCAGCUACUCCUACUAUCCUCAGUUCUGGCUGGAGAAAGGACGGCGUCCAACGUUCAGACAGGCUCUGCUGCAGCUGCUGCACAGGUCGCGACCUCUGGUGGACUCCCACCAGACGGUACUGGUGGUGGGGGGAGUCCAGUGGCUCAACGUCGAUCAUCUAAAGACAGUCAGAGACGUGCUGGACAGAGAGUCUCUGAGAAACAUCCUGGUGGUGGUCAAGUCCUUAGGGAUGGGUUUCCAUUUGCCCGUGGACGGGAUCAGGUCUCUGAAUCUAAAAGAAAUCCAGGACCUUGACACACACAAUAGUAACAUCAUUGCCACUGCAAAGCAUCAUGGGCACGAGGUGAUUGACACAUUCAGUAUCACGAUGGGUCGUUACAAAGAGUUCCUGCAAGGACGCUGUGCGUGUCACUUCCACGAGGUGGAAAAAUUUGAGUCCCCGGCCAACAGUUGGUUCAACUUCACUGGACCUGGACUAGACCAGAGAGCGGAGCCUGAAAACUUCAGCUAUCACGUGAGAGGACCAGUGAACCAGGUGUACUCUGAGGUCCUCCUGAGCCGCCUGUGUCCCAGAACCAGAACUUAAAUGUCAGUGUGUGUGUGUGUGUGUGUGACUGUUGUAAUAUUUAAUAAUAAUAAUAUAAUAAUAUUUAAACAUAUCAUUGCAGUUAGUUAUUAUUUACGAAUGAAGAUAUUUAAAAGUAACCUUAACCUAUCAGUAACUUUCUGGCUCCAGAUACACGACCUUCUCACCUUUAUACCCCACUUUACCAAAUACAUUCUUAAUGCUAACAGUUAGCUUAACACAGUUC
Molecule: messenger RNA, 4709 nt
Organism: Cynoglossus semilaevis (tongue sole)
Lineage: Eukaryota; Metazoa; Chordata; Actinopteri; Pleuronectiformes; Cynoglossidae
Gene: cped1
Product: cadherin-like and PC-esterase domain containing 1
Exons: 21
Coding region: 1709-4483 (924 amino acids)
Source: RefSeq, a predicted model, not a curated record